AUGGGCUAUACUUUAACGAUUUGCACACGAUUUUUCUUCGAUUGUGGUGAUAAAAUAGUUGAGCAAAAAGGUGAGGUGGAGCUCAUGAAGGAGGAGAUGGGUCGCGAUUACCUUCAUCCCAGGGUUGAUGUCCUGAACAUGCAGCAAAGGUUCGAGAAGGUUGAGAAGCAGAUUCAAGCUAUUGCAUUGUUGGUUGUGGGUCUUGUCGUGGCCGAAGCCUUGGAUCCGAGGCCAUGCGAGGCUACCGCGUGUUGGACAGGUGGCGAAGGGAGGGGAGCUUCUUCGGACCGGAGGCUCGCUGCUGGCUGGCUCGGAUUGGACUGGACUUCGGUCCAAUAG
This is a messenger RNA of Lactuca saligna, 339 nucleotides long. The record is from the annotation of a GenBank genome assembly. NCBI's taxonomy places the organism in Eukaryota, Viridiplantae, Streptophyta, Magnoliopsida, Asterales, Asteraceae.